Theileria equi strain WA is the source of this 1587-nucleotide messenger RNA. RefSeq lists its product as hypothetical. Gene Ontology annotation, molecular function: damaged DNA binding; single-stranded DNA binding. The coding region runs from base 1 to 1587 and encodes 528 amino acids. Gene Ontology annotation, biological process: nucleotide-excision repair; mismatch repair. The transcript is spliced from 4 exons. Lineage: Eukaryota; Apicomplexa; Aconoidasida; Piroplasmida; Theileriidae. Gene Ontology annotation, cellular component: nucleus; XPC complex; cytoplasm. The record is from RefSeq and is a predicted model, not a curated record.
AUGGCAUCAUUUCCCGUAUUGUUCACAAAUAUCCACUCAAUCACCAAAUCGAUUAUGGUAAAGAAAAGGAAUUCGUAUGUUUAUUCUGUUCAGCUUCAUAGUACAAUUCAGAAUGUGAAUAUCUGGUCUGAAGUUUUUAUUCCGGGGGAAUCCCUAUGGAAGCACGUAGACUUUAUUGGUCCGAGAUUCUACGAUAAAACAUUUAAAGUUCAUCCUAUUAAAACAUUACAUUACGACAAUAAUGAAAGCCAGAUAGUCGUUGAAGAAAAGGAUAAAAAAUACACAUAUAAAGGUUUUAUAUUUGUUGAAAAGGGGAAUAAAAUAUUUGUAUAUACUGAAAAGGUCAAAGUUGUACUGAUUAUAGUAUUUCCGUCUACAAAAUUUAAGUACGGAUUUAAUAAACUAUUGUAUAUUAGACAAUACCCGUUUGAAGCGGAACAGGAUAGGAAACUUAUUGUUAAAAACUUUUCAUCCAUAUCGGAUCUGUCUGAACAUUCACCCGUAAAGUCUGUUUCUCCAAAAACGGGUGGAGGACUUUACAUUUUCUCGUCCAAUAUUUUAGGUAUCAUCGCAGAUAUAACACCAAAGUAUUGUAAAAGGUGGCAUGAAGUGUUGGCCAGGAGGGAACAAAAGGUCCAGGAGUGGUUUAAAGAGGUAAUUAAACUUCGCAACGAUGGGAGAAUGCUCCUUCAUACGGAAUACAUACCCAAGAUUACCGUGUUAAAUGCAUCAAUAGUGGAAAAGGCAGAUGAAAAAUUUAUACGUGGCCUAAUUAAGCAGCUCCCUCUUCCAAAUUCUAAAAUGCAGUUUAUAAAAAACCCACUAUAUAUAUUAAAGUCACAGAUUCCGAAAAAUAAAAUUUUAAAAGGUGAUGGAACUCCCGUUGCUGAAUUCAAGGGUCAAGAGGUUUAUCUUAGGGACGACCUCGAGGAUAUAAAGACAUCUUUUGGAUGGCAUAAAUGUAACAGAAAAGUAAUUGAAGGUUCAAAGCCUGUAAUGAUUAGACAUAUGGCCAACAAAUUUACCGGAGGAAUGGAUUCUCAUUAUUUUGCAGAAUCACAGACCAUAUUGAUAGGCCAAAUUGAGUUAAAUGAUCAAGCUAUAGGAACUGGUUUUAGCAAAGUUGAUUUGACCGGUGACAGAUUUGUUUUCAAAGAUCAUGUAUACAUCAAGGGAAAACACCUCAAACAUCUUGAAUACGUUGCAAAGAACAUUGAUAUACAGUACAAAAGAGCAUUUUCUAGUUACUAUUACAAAAAAGGCACACCAUCCACAAAUAUUGAUGGAAUCGUAAUUGCGCAGGACAAACUUGACACAUUCUUGAGCUCAUAUAAUGGUUGUUUAAUACAUACAUAUAAUAUUGUCGUACCAGACUACAUAAAUUCUGUUGUUUUGAAGGAAAUAGAAUCGGAAAGAAAUACGUACAGAGGAUUCUGGCGAAACUUUUUCCUAACUCUCUUGAACAAACCACCCUCUCAAGCAUCAAAAUCGUACAGAGACAUAAAGAAUCAACUCAAGACAAACGUUGAAGAUUUCAUCAUCAAUCUCGAUAAAUUUGGCUCCUCUAAAGAUAGUAUUGAAAGUUAA